AUGGGCAAAAAGGAAACCAAGGAUUUAAAGGAAGUAAAGGCAAACCAGGACCACCUGUCUGAGGGUGAACAAGGACCAAAUGGAACAAAGGGAGAGCCUGGAGACAAAGGAGCAAAAGGAGUAGAUGGUCCAAAGGGAAUGAAAGGAGACAAAGGAGAUCCUGGUCUUAAAGGGAUUCCAGGACCAAUAGGACCACCAGGAAGAAAUGGUGAUAUUGGGGAGCCAGGAACGCCUGGACUGAAUGGAACAGCAGGUCCUAUAGGAAGACCUGGAAAAAUGGGACCUCCUGGAGAAAGAGGUGAAAAAGGAGAUAUAGGAGACCAAGGUCCAAAAGGUGAUCCAGGUCCUGAGGGUGAACAAGGACCAAAUGGAACAAAGGGAGAGCCUGGAGACAAAGGAGCAAAAGGAGUAGAUGGUCCAAAGGGAAUGAAAGGAGACAAAGGAGAUCCUGGUCUUAAAGGGAUUCCAGGACCAAUAGGACCACCAGGAAGAAAUGGUCCUGCUGGAGAUCCUGGUCCUGAGGGUGAACAAGGACCAAAUGGAACAAAGGGAGAGCCUGGGGACAAAGGAGCAAAAGGAGUAGAUGGUCCAAAGGGAAUGAAAGGAGACAAAGGAGAUCCUGGUCUUAAAGGGGAUUCCAGGACCAAUAGGACCACCAGGAAGAAAUGGUCCUGCUGGAGAUCCUGGCAUGAAGGGAGUCAAAGGAAUGAAAGGAAACACCGUAUGAAUUGUGGACCUCCUGGAGAAAGAGGUGAAAAAGGAGAUAUAGGAGACCAAGGUCCAAAAGGUGAUCCAGGUCCUGAGGGUGAACAAGGACCAAAUGGAACAAAGGGAGAGCCUGGAGACAAAGGAGCAAAAGGAGUAGAUGGUCAAAAGGGAAUGAAAGGAGACAAAGGAGAUCCUGGUCUUAAAGGGAUUCCAGGACCAAUAGGACAAAAGGGAACAAAAGGACAAAAGGGUGAAGUAGGACCUAAAGGAAAUAUGGGUCUUAAAGGAGACAAAGGAGACAAGGGUGACAGAGGACCAAAAGGUGACAAAGGAAAUAUAGGACCACCAGGUAAAGAUGGCACACAAGGACGAGCUGGAAAACCUGGUUUAAAAGGUAACACUGGUGAUAAAGGUAUGAAGGGUGACAUAGGUCCACUUGGACUACGUGGUAGAACAGGGAAACCUGGUGAUCCUGGAAUGAAAGGAGAGAAAGGUAACCUUGGAUUAACUGGAAGACGAGGCAGUCCAGGAAAACCUGGUUUACCUGGGAUAAAAGGUGAACGUGGCAUAGAAGGACCACAAGGAAUGAAAGGUGAAAAAGGAGAUCCUGGACGUGUAGGAGAUACUGGAAAACCUGGACCUCCUGGUAUUCCUGGUAUGAAGGGAAUGGAGGGUAUUAAAGGAGAUAAAGGAGAUAUUGGAAUUCCUGGAGCUAGAGGACCUCCAGGAAAGAUGGGAGUCAAAGGUAUCCAAGGCAUUGAAGGGCUAAAGGGCAAUUCUGGUCAUGAUGGCAUCCCAGGAGCUAGAGGAUCACCAGGAAAAAUGGGAUUACAAGGACUUUCUGGACCAAAAGGACAAAAAGGUUUGAAAGGUGAUCCUGGAUCGAGGGGAAUACCAGGUAAAGAUGGACUACCAGGACGUAGUGGACCUCCUGGAAAAAAGGGAGAAAAAGGUCAUAAAGGAGAAAAAGGAGACAAAGGGACAAAGGGACAAAAGGGUGAUACUGGUAUGAAAGGUCAAAAAGGAAAAUCAGGGCUUAAUGGAAUUAAAGGAGAAAUGGGAAUACCUGGUAAAGAUGGCAUCCCUGGAAUUCCUGGACGAGCUGGACCACCAGGAGAAAAGGGUAUUAAAGGAGCUAAAGGAACAUCAGGAAAUCCUGGUUUACCAGGUGAAGAUGGAAGGACAGGAGUACCAGGAAAAGAUGGAAUGAAGGGAGAAAAAGGUAGUCCAGGUCCACCAGGACCUAAGGGUAUGGAAGGAGAGAAAGGAGAAAAGGGAGAUGAAGGAGAUAAAGGACCACAUGGAGAUAAUAGUACAAUAGUAGGACCUAAAGGUGAACUAGGUCCACCAGGUAGACAAGGUUUUCCAGGAAAUAGAGGUACUAAAGGAGAAAAAGGCCCACCAGGUCUAAAGGUGAACCAUUACCUGGCCCAAAAGGAAUGCCAGGUCCUCCUGGUCCAAAAGGAGACGUUGGCGGAAAAGGCCUACCAGGUACACCAGGAAUGA
This is a messenger RNA of Gigantopelta aegis, 2214 nucleotides long. Its product is annotated as collagen alpha-4(IV) chain-like. NCBI's taxonomy places the organism in Eukaryota, Metazoa, Mollusca, Gastropoda, Neomphalida, Peltospiridae. The record is from RefSeq and is a predicted model, not a curated record. The transcript has 20 exons. Bases 1 to 2214 code for a protein of 737 amino acids.